Molecule: messenger RNA, 732 nt
Organism: Lolium perenne
Lineage: Eukaryota; Viridiplantae; Streptophyta; Magnoliopsida; Poales; Poaceae
Source: RefSeq, a predicted model, not a curated record
AUGGCCACGGUCGCCGGCAACUCGCCACGUCGGCCGCGCGCUGCUGCUCCGCCGGUGCCGCGCGCUGCCCAGGACGAGCCCCCGCCCCGUUUUCAUCCGCCACGGGCGAGCGCCACGCCGCCCGCCACGGCCUCGCCUUCCACGGCCGCGCCCGCGUCGCCCGCCCGGUCCGCGCCGCCCUCGCCCGAGGCCGCGCCGCCGUCCGAGGCCGCCCACACAGGCCGCGCCCGCGCCGCCCGCCCGAGCCGUUCCCCGCGCCGCCCACGCCCGCCACGGCGACCCGCGCCGCCCGCCACGCCGUCGGCCGCCGUCCGCGAGCACGGCCGAUGCGAGCCCGCGCCACCACUCGCCGCGCGUACCAGCCGCGUCGCGCGCGCACGCUCGCUCACCAGGCGGGGGCACCCCUCGCGCGCGCACGCGUGCUCACCGGCGCGGGCACCCUCGCGCGCGCACCAGCCGCGUCGCGACGCCGCCCCGUGCCGCACGCCGGAGACGGCGCAAGACGGCGCCCGUGCUCCUCCGAGCCGCCCCGCGCGCCUAGAGGGAGAGGAAGAUGGACGCGGGGGGCGACGGCUUCCUCACCACGCGAGGGCCGGGCGGCGCCGCACCUCGGGCCGCCUCGCAGGGGCUGGCCGCGCCGAUGGCGGAGGUCCCGACCACGCGGGUGCUCGCCUCGCCACGGCCGCACCUCUCCGGGCGCGCAGGGCUCGCGCGCCUCGCCAUGGCCGCUAA